AUGCUUCAUUCUAAAAAUCUUUCAUCUGUUCUGGCCCAGACACUCACCGCUGGAAAUGAACAUGAUAGUGGCGCUAUUGUUUCUUCUAUUUUGAUCACACUAUCGGGCCAACCCAUUUCUUCACAUCAUCUUAAGCGACCACCUCCUCCAUCUCCGCCGUUUUCGACUAUCAACCACAUUUCACCAGGAGGCCGGAUAUCAUCAUCUCAUGACACUAAUAGUAUGGAUAGCACCCACAUAAUAAUUAAUGAAGAUGACGAAGAUGAAGAAGAUGAUAAGAUAACAGACGGUGGCCGAGCAAUUCCGUUUCACGUUUCACGAUCUGGAAAAACCAAGGUGUAUUCACUUUUUGCGUCUACCGCGUGGGAGGAGUACCGGCGUGCAGGAAUGGGUCAGCAAAUUUUUACGCAACAACCUCAGAAUUUAAGGGAUGGAACGCGAAGUGCUAGUAGGAGUGCAGGUAGUUCUGGCCGUCAUGGAAGCAGCAGAUCUAGCAAGCACGGAAAACGUAGUAAAUCUACGGCCAACGACGACUAUCGAAAACCGGGUAGUAGCGGCAGUGGUAUAAGCACAAACAUAGGCAGCAUAAAUUCUUCAGACACAUUAGAAAAACAAACCAAUACACGCGACUGGAUUUCUUUCAUAACCAACGAUAUGUCCAAUUCUGGUGUGAUCAUCUUUAUUGUUGCAAUACAUCUUAAAGCUAGCGGUGGAAAACUUCUACUUGUUCUUAUUGCAGAUGGCGACUGUCCUUUUGGAAUCAUUUCAAAAAAGGGCCAAGAGGCCGCCGCAGUGCUCGAAAACGAGCUGGAUACAUAUAACAUCUCAACAUGA
Molecule: messenger RNA, 834 nt
Organism: Magnusiomyces paraingens
Lineage: Eukaryota; Fungi; Ascomycota; Dipodascomycetes; Dipodascales; Dipodascaceae
Exons: 1
Coding region: 1-834 (277 amino acids)
Source: RefSeq, a predicted model, not a curated record